AUGUGUCGCUUCCGGCCGCUGAACGACUCAGAACGGACCCGCGGAGACAGAUUCAUCCCCAAGUUCAACGGAGAGGACACGGUGGUGGUGGCGGUGAGUGGACCGGACCGGACCGGACCGGGUCAGCAGGACGAGGAUCUGUGCUCAGGUCUGUGGUCAGGUCUGUCCUCAUUAGGUCAGCAGGAUGAGGAGGAUCUGUGCUCAGGUCUGUGCUCAUUAGGACUACGUCAGAGAGAAAUGGGACAAUCCUGUCAAAAGCAAGAACCUCCUCCUUCUACCAGAGAUUUGACGCCUCCUCCCACGAUUGUGACGCCUCCUCGCAGGCCGGACCCGCCGCCUUCUCCCAGUGCUUUUCAGAGAGCCGUGGCGGAAAGUGUGCUGGGGGUGAGUAAAUAUGAACCCCAACCCGUCUCUGGUGGCAUGGAACCCUUUCCUAGGUUUAAAACUCACAAAAUUAAAGCUGAGUCUGAGGACAGUUUCUACCCCAUUGUCUUCAAUGACGUCAUGGGUCUGGAGGAUGGGGACGACAGAGGAGUUUGUAUUGAUGACAUCAAAACGGCCAUGAAGGGACACGUAAUGGAAGGUUACAAGUUUCAUACUCACUCUCCAUUGACACAUAAUGAACCAGGAUUCAACGGCAGUCCCACGGUCAAUGACCGAAGCCACAUCUUGGUUUGUGUCAUCUCUGCCAACUCGGCUGAAAUCAGAGAAUCGAUUCUGAAGAAGAUGAAAGUCGUCAGAGAAGCAGCCAGAGACUUGGCUCCGGGGCUCCUCUUCUCCCCCAAACGGCAGCAGGAGGUCGCUCCCCUCAGGCGGGAAUACCGGGCUGCUCCUCCAGGACCGUCGGAGCUGUGCGGGAAGAGAAGUCCGUAA
This is a messenger RNA of Menidia menidia (Atlantic silverside), 873 nucleotides long. NCBI's taxonomy places the organism in Eukaryota, Metazoa, Chordata, Actinopteri, Atheriniformes, Atherinopsidae. The record is from the annotation of a GenBank genome assembly.